AUGGCAGGAGGGGUCUUCGUGAAUGGUCCCGCGAGACAUUACGAGGGAAGGGUCACCGCCUUUGUAAUGGUGACUUGUAUAGUGGCUGCCAUGGGAGGUCUCAUAUUUGGUUACGACCUCGGAAUAUCCGGAGGAGUUACUUCAAUGGAUGUUUUUCUGGAGAAGUUCUUCCCCGCAGUGUACAGAAGAGAACACAGGACAGCGGAAGGAGCAGAAAAUAUGUACUGCAGAUUCGACAGUCAGCUGCUGACCUUGUUCACGUCUUCGCUAUACCUGGCCGCACUGGUAUCAUCGUUCUUCGCCUCGGCAGUAACGAGGGCAUUCGGAAGAAAAAUGUCCAUGUUCAUCGGAGGUGUCGUCUUCCUUGUGGGUGCUAUCAUCAACGGUUUUGCAGUCAACAUCGCAAUGCUUAUUAUCGGCCGAAUCCUGCUGGGAGUAGGGGUUGGAUUUGCUAACCAGUCAGUUCCGGUAUAUUUAUCAGAAAUGGCGCCGCCAAAGAUAAGAGGAGCUCUGAACAUGGGCUUCCAAAUAGCCAUCACCGUUGGCAUUUUGGUUGCGAAUUUGGUGAACUAUGGGACUAACAAAAUAAAAGGAGGGCUUGGGUGGAGGCUAUCGCUAGGGCUCGCUGCCGUACCUGCAUUGCUCAUGACUGUUGGCUCCGUGGUGUUGCCAGACACUCCAAACUCCAUUCUGGAGAGAGGGAAGCUUGAAGAGGCAAAGAAAAUGCUGAUCAAGGUGCGAGGAGUGGACAACGUAGACGAAGAGUUACAGGAUCUGAUCGAAGCGUGCGAGGCGGCUAAGAAGGUAGAGAACCCGUGGAAGAACAUCACCAUGAGCCAGUAUCGGCCUCAACUCACGUUCUGCUUCUUCAUCCCCUUCUUCCAGCAGAUGACGGGCAUUAACAUCAUCAUGUUUUACGCUCCCGUGCUCUUCAAGACUCUGGGCUUUGGGGACGACGCAUCGCUCAUGUCGUCUGUCAUCACCGGCGUCGUCAAUGUGUGCGCCACAUUCGUAUCGGUCUUCACGGUGGACAGGGUUGGGAGGAGGUGGUUGUUCCUAGAAGGCGGAAUCCAGAUGAUAGUGUGCAUGUGCGGGGCGGCGGUGCUGAUGGCCGUCAAGUACGGCGUUACAGGGCAAGGUUCCAUGAGUAAGGCGGAGGCGGACGUGUUCCUAUUUUUUAUCUGCGCUUUUGUGGCGGGCUACGCCUGGUCUUGGGGCCCCCUGGGCUGGUUGGUGCCCGCGGAGGUGUGCUCGCUGGACGUCAGAUCCGCUGGGCAAGCCAUCAACGUGUCCGUCAACAUGAUCUUCACUUUCAUCAUUGCUCAGGCCUUCCUCACCAUGCUCUGCCACAUGAAGUUCGGUCUCUUCUUCUUCUUCGCCGGCUUCAUCGCCAUCAUGACCGUCUUCAUCCACUUGCUUCUCCCCGAGACCAAGGGCGUCCCUAUCGAAGAGAUGAACCUUGUCUGGAAGUCUCAUUGGCUCUGGUCCAACUACAUUCCUGAUCAUCAUCUUCCUCCUCCCACUCCCACCCAACGCCCCACUUAUUCUUAUUCUGACCGAUCCCUUUAG
Neltuma alba is the source of this 1569-nucleotide messenger RNA. RefSeq names its product sugar transport protein 10-like. Gene Ontology annotation, biological process: monosaccharide transmembrane transport. The coding region runs from base 1 to 1569 and encodes 522 amino acids. The record is from RefSeq and is a predicted model, not a curated record. Lineage: Eukaryota; Viridiplantae; Streptophyta; Magnoliopsida; Fabales; Fabaceae. Gene Ontology annotation, molecular function: monosaccharide transmembrane transporter activity. Gene Ontology annotation, cellular component: membrane. The transcript has 3 exons.